Molecule: messenger RNA, 1380 nt
Organism: Thelazia callipaeda (thelaziosis nematode)
Lineage: Eukaryota; Metazoa; Nematoda; Chromadorea; Rhabditida; Thelaziidae
Source: the annotation of a GenBank genome assembly
AUGUUGAAGGAGAUAAUUACUCCUCUGAUAUUUCGUAUGAUUCAAAUUCAGAAGACUUACCAAUCGAGAAGAAAUCUCGGAUUAUGGAACGAAACAAAUACAAAUGCGAUAGUUGAACUAAAUUUAUCUCGUUUUCAAUCUUCUAGAAAAUUGGCUUGUGAAGAGUUAACAUUAAAUAUCGAAAGUGGAGAAACUUAUAACUUGCCAUCAGUUGAUGUUAUUGAAAAAGAACUAAAACAGGCACCUAAUUUGCAAAUAAUCAAGCAGCGUAUUUCUGAUAUUUUCCAAAUACUUGGUGAUUUCAAAAAUCGAAGAGAUCCAAAACGAAGUCGAAUGGAAUAUGUUUCCAUUCUUACAAAAGACCUAUGCAAUUAUUAUGGUUAUAAUGAAUACCUUAUGCAAAAAUUCAUGAACAUUUUUCCAAAUGGAGGAGAGUUACUUGAAUUUCUCGAAGCAAAUGAGCAACCUCGGCCAGUGACUUUAAGGUCAAAUUCACUGAAAACUCGGCGUGUUGAAUUAGCGAAAAAUCUUAUUAAUAGAGGAAUGAACGUUGAUCCAGCUGCAGCGUGGAACAAAGUUGGUUUAAUUGUUUACGACAGCCAAGUGCCCGUAGGUGCAACACCGGAAUAUCUUGCUGGGCAUUACAUUAUUCAGGGAUUAAGUUCCAUGCUUUCGGUUAUGGCUUUGGCACCACGACCGGAAGAAAUUAUUUUGGAUAUGUGCGCUGCACCAGGUGGUAAAUCAUCUCAUAUUGCCGCGUUAAUGAAAAAUACUGGAGUUGUAUAUGCCAAUGAUAUUAGCAUGCCACGUUGUCUUGCUAUAAUCGGUAACUUGCAUCGACUGGGUGUCAAUAAUUCGAUAGUUAGUAAUUUGGAUGGACGAGAAUUUGCAAAAAUUAUGCCACAGGGCUUUGAUCGCGUUUUGUUGGAUGCACCAUGCUCGGGGACGGGUGUAAUCUGGAAAGAUGGUAGUGUGAAAACACGAAGAGAUAGUCAAGAUGUCCAGCGCCGGCAUACUUUGCAGAGGCAACUAAUACUUGCUGCACUGGAUUCUGUAAACGCAAAUUCAAAAUCUGGUGGUUUUAUCGUUUACUCCACAUGUUCUGUUCUCGUUGAAGAAAAUGAAGCAGUAGUGAAUUAUGCCUUGUCAAAGCGAGAUUGUAAACUUGUACCUAUGGGAUUAAAUAUCGGUGUAGAAGGUUUUACCAAGUUUAGAGAAUAUCGUUUUCAUCCAUCGUUGAAUUUAACACGUCGGUAUUAUCCGCAUGUUCAUAAUGUCGAUGGAUUUUUUGUAGCAAAAUUAAAGAAGCUAUCAAAUGCAAAGCAGGUAAGCUUUGCUUUUAGAAUGACUAGUUAUUUGAUAAGUACACUAGUUAUUUGA